AUGCCUGGUGGCUUAUCAGAUGUGAGGAGUGAAUAUUUAGAAAUAGGAGAGUACAAUUUUUCGUGGCCAGGAGAAAAUGGAACAUUUCACGAUUUCGGUUCCAUUAAUUACACAAUGCCGUCAGGACCGUGGUACUGGCCUUGGUGUCCCUUAUGGAAAGUACCACAACAUCCAUUAUUUCAGUUAUCAAACAUGCUGUUCGUUGCUGCUUAUUGCGCUCCCAGUACUAAAAAAGGCCAGCUGUGGAUGCAUACUAUUUUAAUUUUUGGCUUCAUGCUAUACUCGGUUUGGGCCUGGCAUGUCAUCUGCUCUCCGGAUGCCUUUUCUUGGAACUUCGGCUUCGUCUUUCUGAAUCUAGCUCAGGUGGUCUACUUGGUGUACGAAAUGAGACCCGUUAAAUUUGAUCCAGAGCUGGAAGAGGUGUACCACACGCUAUUUGAACCUUUUAAGGUAUCGAGACUACAGUUUAAGCGAAUGGUUUCCCCGGACUUCGCUCACGUGAUGUCUCUACAUGCGGGCGAGGCCUACGCCAUGCAAAACCUCACCAAGACCGACCGACUCGGACUGCUGCUGUCUGGAAAGGUGAACGUUAUGAGCGGACAUCAGUUCCUUCAUCCAAUAUUACCCUGUGAAUUUCUGGAUUCACCGGAAUUCGAAUCUAGUAGAGCGACAAUCGAUGAAAAGUUUAAGGUUUCAAUAGUAGCAGCGUCCUCGUGCCGCUACGUGUAUUGGCAACGUAGUUCCUUAGAAUACUUAUUCGUGAAAGAGCCGUAUCUCGCGUGCGUAGUGACGACAUUGAUCGCUCGAGACAUCACGACAAAGUUAUACGCUAUGAAUAACAAGAUCGUGACGGAGAGGGGUUCGCAUUUAGACAUACGGUUGCCGAGUAUAUCUCACGCGUUGGCACGGAGUCCUAGGAAGCUACGAGCGGCGAACAAGCUCCCUCCGCCGACUACAGUACAACCCGUGCCGCCGGAGAAGAGACCCAGUUAUUGGUCAAGAGACUCCGAGAAUAUAGCGACGAAUCUAGCGAAACGUAACGGUGUCACUGCGACUUACAACGAAGCGGAUGAGGAGUUAAUACCUUUAGCGGCUCACGAAGCACCGGCCGCUUCAUCUGACGAUCUUUCCAUAGCCGAUAGCUGUCCAGAUACAUCUUCAAAGUACCAUAGUUGCGAAGCUGUGGAGACCGAUGAUGAUCUCCGACACUGACUAAUAAAAUAUGAAGAAGAUUCAAUCGCGUUGUGCUUUCGCAAGAAUAACCCGCUAUAACCUAUUCAAGCGUAUGCGUAAUACAAAAUAGUGCACAUUAGAAAAAUUUAUGUCAUUAAUGUAAAUAUUAAUUAUUUUUAGUUGUACUUUUUUAUAUGGUUCCAUUUCACAAAAGCUCUAAUCACAGUGUAAGGGCUUAGAGUAGGUAUACUGCUUUCAUUGCAGCACACACUUUGUGUAGUAGCUUAGUGAUAUCGUAAUAAUAAAGACUGAAACGGUACUUAAUUCAUAAAUAAUUGAUUUUGUUUUUUCAAUUGUUUGUAUCACAGCUGAAGCAGUUUAUAAAAGGUUUGUUAAUAUAUACGUAGAAAAAUAAAUUACAUUCGAUAA
This is a messenger RNA of Melitaea cinxia (Glanville fritillary), 1602 nucleotides long. Its product is annotated as popeye domain-containing protein 3-like. The record is from RefSeq and is a predicted model, not a curated record. The coding region runs from base 1 to 1212 and encodes 403 amino acids. Gene Ontology annotation, molecular function: cAMP binding. Lineage: Eukaryota; Metazoa; Arthropoda; Insecta; Lepidoptera; Nymphalidae. The transcript has 8 exons. Gene Ontology annotation, cellular component: sarcolemma.